This is a messenger RNA of Spea bombifrons (plains spadefoot toad), 2883 nucleotides long. RefSeq names its product prostaglandin F2 receptor inhibitor (gene PTGFRN). Bases 97 to 2640 code for a protein of 847 amino acids. NCBI's taxonomy places the organism in Eukaryota, Metazoa, Chordata, Amphibia, Anura, Pelobatidae. The record is from RefSeq and is a predicted model, not a curated record. The transcript has 9 exons.
UGGGAUAGUGAGUUCUCACCGCAUUGCCCGGACUUCCCGGGAACGCAGAGCCGAAAAUCCCGAGCCAGGAACCCAAAAGCGGGGAGCCCCGGAGCCAUGAACCCCAAAACCCUACUCCUACUGAUGCUCUGCACUCGUGCUGCCUGGUCCCGUGUCGUCCGUGUCCCCCGGGGGCCGCUGCUGCGGGUAGAUGGCACAGAAGUCUCCAUUCCCUGCGACGUCAGCGACUACGAGGGUCCUGCCGAGCAGAACUUCGAGUGGCUCUUCUCCUCAGACGGGUCGGCCGGAUUGGGGGUCCUCAGCACCUGGGACCCCUCGUUCACGGACCCCGCGUUCUCUAGCAGGGUAACUUCAGGGGGCAUCCGGCUCCAGAGAAUCGGCCCCAGCCGGGUCGUGCUCCGUAUCCAGCAGCUGCACGCGGCCGACGCGGGGACCUACACCUGCUCCACGCCGAGCACCGAUGCCACCGUCCGGGGCAACUACGAGGACCGCGUCCAGCUGAAAGUCUUACCGGACACGCUGAGUGUUGCCGGUGCCAAGGGGCGGCUGGCGAGUACCCGGAAUGUCACCGUAGGGGGCUCUUUCCAGCUGUUGUGCCACGCGGCCUCCUCCGAGACCCCCGCGCAUACUCACCUGUCGGUGACCUGGGAGCGCCGGAUGGGGACUGAAGCCGUAGAGGUGCUGACCCUGACCCACCUUGGCCGCAUCCAGCCGGGCUCAGAGUACGAGAGCCGUUACGGCACCGGGGAGGUGGGUCUGGGCACCGCGGGGGCCGACGGCUUCCGUCUCACCGUGAACAGAGCCGAGAGCGCGGACGCCGGGGAGUACAGCUGCACGGCCGCUACGUGGGUGCCGGCCCCCGACGGCUGGGAGAAGAUCCAGGAGAAGCGGGUGCCAAUCGCACGAGUGGAGGUCCGGCCCAUCGGUGUGAGUGUAAAGGCUCUGCUGUCGGACGUGCGGAUCUCUGAGGGUCUCCCGCUGAACCUGUCCUGUCUGGUGUCCGCCGACUCGGACGGGCCGGUCCUUACGAGGGUCCGCUGGCUGCUGUCACCGGACUCGGGAGAGCCUCGCAAGCUUCCAGGAGGGCCAGAGCCGGACCUUGUUGGUACAAAUGAGGGCAUUUAUCAGCUUUUACUGCCCCGGGCGUGGGACAGCGGCAACUACAGCUGCCAGGCGACUGCGUGGGCUCCGCGUGGCAACGGGACGUGGCAUCCGGCUGCAGAGACCGAGUCCGAGGCCGUCAGAGUCAUGGUGCUGCCCCCUGAAGCGGAUCUCGUGGUCUCGCUGAGCGCCGCUCUCCUGCCUCUCUCCUCUGAGGAGCCCAUGGAGCUGCUUUGCCGCGUUGCCGGACCGGAAGGGGCCCGUCUGUCCGUGUCCUGGUAUCACAGCCCUUCCUCCCCUGCCGGCGCUCGCCUGGUGGGCUCCCUGGAUCAGGACUGGACCCUCCGCGUGGGAGAGGAGUACCGGCAGCGCAUGGAAAGGGGGGAGCUGAUCUUCCUGCGCAGGGACCCCCAGACCUUUGUCAUGAGGAUCCAGUGGACAACAGAGGCAGACAGGGGCAGUUACCGCUGUGUGGGCAUCGCCUGGGGGCAGCAGCGGAACGACAGCUGGGCUCCGAGCGCGGAGGUGCCGUCGAGUCCAGCCGUCGUCUACUGGGAAGAAGAAGAGCCAUCGCUUGCCGUUAAUGCUCAGCUCACCAAGCUGGUGCCGGCGGCUGGCGGGACCUUCGAGAUGCUCUGCGCCGUCAGUGCCGCGAACAUCCCCUCCCCACGGUACUCGGUUCAGGUGACCCUGGACAGGCCGCUCACCGGCCCCGUGGGCCCCGCUCCCGUUAUCUCGCUGAGUCACGACGGGCUGACCGGACGGGGCCCGGAGAGCGCAGGGAACGCCGUGCUGGAGAAGGUGAAGCCGGGUCUGUAUCGCUUCACCAAGUACCGGACGCAGACGCAGGACACCGGCGCUUACCGCUGCGCCAUCACCGCCUGGACGCAGGGUGGAGGCGGAGCCUGGAGGGAAAUAAGAAACCAAACGUCCAAUCCCGUGCCUUUAGAAUUUCAGACCUCAGGUCCGGUGUUUAAUGUCACGGCCCACACGGACAGAUCCUCUGUCUACGCCGGGGAAAGAGCAGAGUUCUGGUGCAUCAUCUCCACAGAUGGGCCAGCUAUGGACCCAGAAGACGUGGCGUUUGAGGUCUCGUGGUUCGCCGAGCGCCUGGGUGCCGGCGCCGGUCCCUUGGUGCUGGUGGAUCGGGCCGCGCAGGUGCGGAGCGGCCGCAGGAAUGGCACCAGCGAGGUGGCUCUGGAACGCGUCAGCGAUAUGGAGUACCGGCUCCGCAUCUACGGCUGCGAAGAGGGGGACGCCGGGGGCCAUUACUGCGCCGUCACGCCGUGGGUGCGCUCGGGCGAGGGGGGCUGGAACCAGCAGGAGGCCAUCAGAUCCAACGUGGUCUCCAUCAGCGUCAGGAUGGAUCUGCUCAGCACAUUCAGAUAUCCCCUGCUGAUCGGGAUGGGGCUCUCGCUCCUGGCCGGGCUCUUCUCCUGUCUGAUUGGAUACUGCAGCUCCCGCCUCUGCUGCAAGACCCACCCCAAGCAGGAUGUGCGCAGGGAGCACCGCAGACUAAUGGCCAUGGAGAUGGACUGACUGCCGGCACGAGCUGCGUCUGGGGCCAAAGGGGGCCAGGGGAGUCCGGGGCGCGGCGAGUGAUGGGAGUCCCAGGGAGCCAUGGGAGUGGAGCCGGCACCAACCUCAGGGAUUUGGACUCUUGCACCAAAGGGCUACGGAGGGCCAGCCAGGGCGAGCACGGCGGGGGCCACGCUGCAUUAACCCAAGUGCUGCUGGCUGCAUUAUGCAAAACGUUCCGUCUCAAUGGAGAGAAUAUGACAG